Molecule: messenger RNA, 1239 nt
Organism: Brassica napus (rape)
Lineage: Eukaryota; Viridiplantae; Streptophyta; Magnoliopsida; Brassicales; Brassicaceae
Exons: 6
Coding region: 537-1055 (172 amino acids)
Source: RefSeq, a predicted model, not a curated record
UAUACUCAAUAAAUCAAAAAAAAAAAGGAAAAGCUUUUGGAAAUUAUUGCUUUCUAAUAUUUUCAACAAACAAAAUUUUAUAAUUAAAGAAAAAAUAAUUUUAAUAGAAUUAUGUAAAGGAAAAAGUUCUGAUUAAAAAUCAUAUUUAAGGAGCUGGUUGAUAAACGGUAGGUAGAAAAAAAAAGUAUUUUCUACACAUUAAAAAUGAUUUAUUUAUAAUAGAAGUACAGUUGUAAAGAAUAACUGAUAAAUCUAUUUGUGAAAAAAAAACAGAAUUUUUCUAUUCUUGCAGAACCACACCACACACACACACACGCAGAACACGAGUUAGGAGAAGAAAAAAAGUGGAAUAAAGGACGAAGAAGAAAAAGAAGAAGAAGACACUUCUGUUGUGUAAUCAAUCAAGCUGCUGGGGAGGUGGCUGAACAAAACCCUAAUCUCAAUUUCCCCCGAAUAUGCCAUUUCUGAGGAUUGUGAGACUUCUGCUGCCUGGGAUCAGGAUCUUGAUUAGAAGGUCGCUACUUUGGUUGCUGUAGAUGCAUAUCCGUGAAUAUAUUCCUUCUUGGAUCUUCCAGUUAUUUGGUUGCAUGGGAGGUUGUUUUGGGAGCUGUAAUAAACCACCACCGCUUAUAGUUGCAGUGGAUGAGCCUUCUAAAGGGUUAAGGAUUCAAGGUCGUUUAGUCAAGAAGCCGAGCGUAUCAGACGAUUUCUGGAGCACGAGCACCUGCGAUAUGGAUAACAACAGCACAAUGCAGUCACAGAGAAGCGUGUCUUCUAUUAGCUUCACUAACAACACUGCUACUUCUGCAAGUAGUAGUAGCAACCCCAAUGAAUUUGUAAACACCGGAUUGAACCUCUGGAACCAAACUAGACAACAAUGGCUUGCAAGUGGAUCUUCUCGAACAAAGGCCAAAGUUCGAGAACCUACAAUAAGCUGGAAUGCAACAUAUGAGAGCCUGUUGGGUGUGAACAAGCGGUUCUCACGUCCAAUACCUCUUCCUGAAAUGGUGGAUUUUCUGGUGGAUGUGUGGGAGCAAGAGGGCUUGUAUGAUUGAUUUUGUAACUCUUUCAAACUUACUUUCCUCUUUUUCUUUUUCUUAUGUGUGUGUAAUAUCUGAAUUGUGGCAUCUUUAGUCUUAUUGUGUACGUAUAAAUGAUUAAGGGUGUGAACUGAUUUUGAAGAAAAUCCUACCAAAAUCAAAUUAUUGCCGAGAAAGUAAAUUUAUCUUUCAAGUUGUA